Molecule: messenger RNA, 2080 nt
Organism: Sipha flava (yellow sugarcane aphid)
Lineage: Eukaryota; Metazoa; Arthropoda; Insecta; Hemiptera; Aphididae
Product: lipase 3-like
Biological process (GO): lipid metabolic process
Source: RefSeq, a predicted model, not a curated record
GUGGAAAUAAUUCAGAAUAAUGGAUACGAUGUCGAAGUUCAUCAUGUCACCACAGAAGACGGUUACAUCCUGGAGUUACACCGAAUCCCCAGGAGCAAGAGCGGUCAGGAGCCCACUAGAAACCAUCCAGUAUUCAUCCAUCAUGGGAUUCUUGGAAGCUCAGCUGAUUGGGUACUCGGUGGAGCCAAUAUGUCUCUACCUAUGCAGUUAGCCGAUGAUGGGUACGAUGUAUGGUUGGCGAACUGUCGUGGUAACACUUAUAGUCGAAAACACGUGUCACUGACCUGGAAACAAAAAAAUUUUUGGAACUUUAGCUUAAAUGAAAUCGGAAUCUACGAUUUGCCCGCUUCAUUCGACUAUAUUCUAAUAAAUAACAAUGUCUCGCAACUCCAUUACAUAGGAUAUUCCAUGGGUACUUGUGUGUUUUUUAUUAUGGCCUCGGAAAGGCCUGAAUAUCAGCCCAAGAUUCGAUCACAAAUCAGUUUAGCACCCGUGGCUUAUUUAUCAAACACAAGAUCUGCACUAAGAUACAUCGCUCCUUAUGCAAGAAUAAUAAACAUGAUGUAUCAAAAGAUGGCGGGUGGAAUGAUUAUGCCGCAAUCAAGAUUACAAACGUUUUUAGCUUCAACUAUUUGUAGAGAAAAAAUGACCCAGAAACUGAUAUGCGAAAAGUGCAUUAUAUUUUCUGUGUGUGGCAGCGACCCUUAUGACUUCGAUUCUAAAUUAAUUCCAUACAUCAUGGGACAUUUUCCAGCAGGUACUUCAGCUAAGCUCGCUUCUCAUUUCGCACAGUUCAUAUUGAAAGAGUCUUUUGGCCAGUUCGAUUAUGGUCCCGUUUUGAAUCUUCGCUAUUACAACUCUACGGAACCUCCCACGUAUGAUUUGAAGUCGAUAAACGUGCCAAUCACGUUAAUAUAUGGUGAAAAUGAUUUAUUAGCUGAUCCGGAGGACGUGAUGAGGCUAAAAGUACAACUCCCCAAAUUGAUGGACGCCUUCCCGGUGAAAACUCCUUAUUGCAAUCAUGUGGAUUUCUUGUGGAGUCUAAAAGUAAAAGAGCAAGUGAACGAUCCGAUCCGAGGUAUACUGCAGAAGACCGACGAUAUGAACUGGCGGUACUCCGGGCCGGAUCCGUCGAUCGUCGGGAAUGAGAUCAGUGACGGCGACCGCAAAGGGACGUACAACAUCGUGCCACGGCCACUGCCGAACCGGUACAACGAACUGGACUUCGCAUUGGCCAUGGACUACUUCCUGAAGAACCUGGAUUCGAUAAUCGCGAGCACAAUGCCGCAGACCGUGAACGAUAACGACACGGCGGACUUCGAUCGCGUGAGCGAACAGCAAAAGAUCCUGUUUGGCAACGUGAUCAGGUCACUGAAGGUGGCCGAAAAGAAGUACGGCCAACUGCGGGACGGCGUGGCCUACGAAAUCGAAGACUGGACGGGCAGCAUGGCCAUCGGCGUUUCGGACGCACGAAAGACGAUGGAAAAGCACGUGAGCCAAACGGCUACGCUGGUUAACGGCAAGAUUGCGAUCGCUGGCAAAUCCGUGGCCAACGGUAUCGUCAUGACGGAAAAGAAGAUCGUGGACGGGGUGAUGAAGGCUGAGAAGUCCGUCGUCGGUGGCAUCAUUAAGGCCGAACAGUCCGUGGUUGACGGCAUCUCUAAGGCCGAACACUACGUCAACUUCGGUCUGAGAAAAGCUGACCAGGUUGUAGGCAAUACUCUGAACACUACGUUGACUAGACUGAACCGGGCAUUUUGGUUCAUGAAGAAGGGUUAAACAUAGCGUUUGCGGUUUUGUCGUGGAAGUCCAUGAUCGACAUCGAAACGAAAAUCGAAUUUGAUGGAAUGCAAUAUUUUAUACUCUCGAAUUAUUAAUAUUUAUACACAGAUUUAUUUUUUUUUUAUUUUUGUACAAUUGUAGGACAAGUGUUGUAACAACGUAUAAAAUGCGUAUAGCCACAACAUUUAUAGUAUGUGAAAUAAAUUUAUUUUUCUUUUGGAUUAAGAUUUAACACUAAAAUUAAACACUAACAAAGACAUUGUUUACCAGAAAAUAUUAAAAAUUAUUAACAUCACUG